This is a messenger RNA of Exophiala viscosa, 1584 nucleotides long. RefSeq lists its product as uncharacterized. The coding region runs from base 1 to 1584 and encodes 527 amino acids. The record is from RefSeq and is a predicted model, not a curated record. Gene Ontology annotation, molecular function: zinc ion binding; DNA-binding transcription factor activity, RNA polymerase II-specific. NCBI's taxonomy places the organism in Eukaryota, Fungi, Ascomycota, Eurotiomycetes, Chaetothyriales, Herpotrichiellaceae. The transcript is spliced from 2 exons. Gene Ontology annotation, biological process: regulation of DNA-templated transcription.
AUGGCUGUCAUCCCGAAGUCGACAGAUACAACUGUGCGCAAGCGCAAUCGAAACGCCGCCGGCUGCAUCACUUGCAGGAUCAGAAGAGUCAAAUGUGACGAAGGCCGACCAUCAUGCCAUCGCUGUACCAGUACUGGUCGGAAAUGUGAUGGCUAUUCAGCACCAAAAGAGCCAACCCCGCUAGCGUAUUUGGUGAUAGCUCAAACGAGCUCGGAAUGCCAAUACAUCGCCCGGACAGCCUUUCAGUACUUCCACGAAGUCUGUGCGCCCGCGCUCUCCAACUAUGGCAGCCAGUCCUUCUGGACCAAACUCGUGCUCCAGGCAUGCCACUAUGACGAGAGCAUCAAGCAUCUCAUUAUCGCGGCAUCGUGCCUUGGAGCCCAAGACUACCCGCUGCUGCGAUCGAAAUCAUCCACAGGAUGUCCAUUGUACCUGUCGCAUUAUGGCAAAGCACUCAAACUGCUGAGUCACGCCAGAAGUCCCGAUCCUGCGGUAGUUUUGAUGGCCUGUUUACUGCUGGUCCUGUGCAAUGAGCUUCAGCACAACACUAAGGUAGCUCUCCAGCACAUGCUGGCAGGGAAGAGCAUUCUCGACUCGUAUGCGGCGCGUGACCAUCCUCAAAGCAACGCCGCCGUCGCCGAAAUUGCGCCCGUCUUCUCCCAGCUCGAACAGCAUGCCGGCGUGCUGCAGUGCCUCGACAUGACUAGGAGCUCUGCAACACCAUCAAUAACGACGUCAACAGUUUCCCCAGAAUCCGUGGCGCAAAUCAUCGACAGCGGCGCCCGAAUCGAUUCUCAACCGCCGGACAUGUUCACCGACAUCGAUGAUGCCGCCAUCUCCUUACAAGCCGUGGCCAUCACCUGCGUUGCAACAUCGCCCCGCGACGAGGCUUCAUCUCCAACAGUGUUCCAUACAGUCCCCACUCCCAUAGCCAGCUUGGACUCCUGGUUCGACCGCUUCACAGCCUUCGAAUCAUCCAUAAUUCAAGGUCCACAAACAUUCCUCAGUCCAGACCACCAAAUCCUUCGUAUGUACCAUACGACCCUGCACAUCAUUUCCGGCUGUAGCCCAUACUCCGAAGAAACCGCCUUCGACACCUACACGGAGAUGAUGCAGCAAUUGGCACUUAUCUGCGCUCAGCUCGUCCCAUUGACAACAACGAGAUUGAUUCCGAUAUUAUUCUUCAUCGCGACGCGCUGCCGCAACGCCAGCCUACGUAGGCGAGCAAUUGAGGUAUUGCGCCAAUGCGGCGUCGACGGACAGAUCACAGCCAGGAUCGCGCUGAAGGUAGUGCAGAUCGAGGAGCGUGGCGUCGAAGAGCCGAUCAGUCGCGCCGACAUUCCUGAGGCGAAUCGAAUAAAAAUCAUUGAUGUUCAAAGUGACAUUCUAGGAGAUGGUUAUAUCUUGCUCUUCAGACGGUCGCCUUACGGGACGAAUACACCUGUCCAAUACUGCUCGGUGCCUGCUCAAACUUCAGAAUCAACAGACGGUGCUUCGAGGUGUAUUCAGCCACUGUCAUCAGUACGACCAGUGCUCAAGUUCGACUUCUUGAUGUUCUGGAAUCGUGACGUUUCAACGUUUUGA